AUGCUUUCGGAUUCAGUAAGCGCUUAUACCAUUCAGUGUGCCGACUGCUUAAAAUGGAGGUUCAUUCCUACCAAGCAGAAAUAUGAGCAGAUUCGAGAAACUAUAGCAGAACUGCCUUUCUGUUGUGAAACGGCUCGUGAAUGGCGGCCUGAAAUAACAUGUGAUGAUGAAUCAGAUCUAGUAAAAGAUGGAAGUUGGCGUUGGGCAAUAGACAAGCCCAGUAUUCCUAAACCUCCUCAUGGCUGGCAACGGAUUUUACGAAUCAGAGCUGAAGGAGGCAUAAGAUUUUCUGAUGUGUACUACGUUGCUCCAUCGGGUGAGAGAUUUCGAUCAAUGGUGAAAAUUCAGAGUUUCCUGAAUGAACAUCCAGAAUAUCAGGGUGUAACAGAGUCACAGUUCUCAUUUCUAAAUCCAACACCAAUGGAGGAAAAUUAUGUGCGAAAACGUCGUGCUACUUCUGCUGCUUCACAUAAGAUGAGUGGCGCUUUGGUACAAGUACCAAUGGAGGAAAAUUACAAGCGAAAGCAUCGUGCUACUUCUACUGAUUCACCUGACAUGAGUGGUGCUUUAGUACCAGUUGCUGCCACUCCCAUAUCUUGGGUUGCUCUGGACCAGAUGAUAGACAUAUACGUUGGGGAGGAAGGUAACUCUACUUCAGAGGUUGAGGCAGAGGCACCAGCUGAAAGUUUAGGUCCGGGUGUCGAUGAUCCUAGUGCAGGAAGCGGAUGUUGA
Fraxinus pennsylvanica is the source of this 732-nucleotide messenger RNA. Lineage: Eukaryota; Viridiplantae; Streptophyta; Magnoliopsida; Lamiales; Oleaceae. The record is from the annotation of a GenBank genome assembly.